GGUCUAGGCUGUGGCGCUGCCGACUCAGAGGAGCGCCUCAUUAACUGGCUGCUAGGCGAGCACCGCUACAAUCCGCUCAUCCGCCCCGCGGUCAACCGGACCGAGAGGGUAACCGUGAAGCUGCAGGUGUCUCUGGCGCAGCUCAUCAGCGUAAAUGAAAGGGAGCAGAUCAUGACCACCAAUGUUUGGCUUACUCAGCACUGGGUAGACUACAGGUUAUCGUGGGACCCCGCCAAGUACGAAGGAAUCGACAAGCUGCGCAUUCCCUCCAGACACGUCUGGCUGCCUGAUAUUGUCCUCUAUAACAAUGCCGACGGGACGUACGAGGUGACAGUCUUCACCAACGUCAUUGUGCUCUCCAACGGCAGCAUUAACUGGCUCCCGCCCGCCAUCUACAAGAGCGCCUGCAAGAUCGAGGUCAAGCAUUUCCCCUUCGACCAGCAAAACUGCACCCUUAAAUUCCGCUCAUGGACCUACGACCACACCGAGAUCGACCUGAUGUUGAAAACGGAGGUGGCCAGCAUGGAUGACUUCACGCCCAGCGGCGAGUGGGACAUCCUGGCGCUGCCAGGCCGGCGGACGGUCAACCCGCUGGAUGCCACCUACGUGGACGUCACGUAUGACUUCAUCAUCAAGAGGAAGCCACUUUUCUACACAAUCAACCUGAUCAUUCCGUGUGUGCUGAUUACCUCUCUAGCCAUCCUGGUCUUCUACCUUCCCUCAGACUGCGGCGAGAAGAUGACCCUGUGCAUUUCCGUCUUGUUAGCCCUCACCGUCUUCCUGCUCCUGAUCUCCAAGAUCGUCCCCCCGACAUCUCUUGAUGUGCCGCUGAUCGGCAAGUACCUGAUGUUCACCAUGGUGCUGGUGACCUUCUCCAUCAUCACCAGCGUAUGCGUGCUCAACGUCCACCACCGUUCCCCCAGCACCCACACCAUGCCCCCCUGGGUCAAGCUCAUCUUUCUGGUCAAACUGCCGAGCUUGCUGUUCAUGAGACGCCCUCACAAUAACGCUGCCCUUCAUAGGCUGCGAAAACAGAGAUCGGGGAGGACAGUUCUGGGCUUGGGUUGCCCCGUCACAUCCAAAACUGGUUUUCCGCAGACGACCUCGGCCUUCCUGCCUUCAGACUCCACCUUCUCAACACCAGGACAUAAAAGUGCCCCCACUCUGGGCCUUAGGCACCCCAAUAAAGGCGAGUUGCGGUCUACGGAAUGCAUUCCUGGUGCUUCGGACCGCCAUCUUAGAAGCAAUUCAAACUUGGCUACAGACGUCCAAGAGGCAAUGAAUGGGGUGCGUUUUGUAGCGGACCACAUGAUGGCGGAAGAUGACGAUCAAAGUGUGGUCGAAGACUGGAAGUACGUGGCCAUGGUGGUGGAUCGCAUGUUCCUGUGGAUCUUCGUGAUUGUGUGCGUGGUGGGCACGCUGGGCUUGUUCCUCCAGCCCGUCUUUCAGAGUCAGGUGUCUCACCAACAUCAGCAGCCCACUUCUGAGAUGCCUCGCAUUUGAUCAGUGUGGGUUUUUCACCAUCUUUGUUCGGGAAGAAGUCGUCGCUAAUCUGCCGGACAACACGGAUUAAGGAUUAAACUCGAGUGAUCGUCUUUUUCUUUGUCUUUUUUUGUGACGAAGAAACUGCCUGAAUGAGUGUUUGUUAAAAGAAGAACACCAAACUGGUGCCUUGAGUUCCGAGGUUUAUUUCAUUCUGUGACCACAAUUGUUAAGGAAAACAUCCGUAGGCCAAAUCAUUUUCCUCCAUUUAAAUGAAUGGAAUUGCCAUUAAUUGGUUCCAGCCCCACAAUCUGCCAAACUGCUUCUUGUUGUGAAGUGAUUUAAGUUGAGUUUGUAGUCACCAUUUAGCGGUUGUAUCUAGAAUUUUUACUCAGAGCAAAGAAAUCAGUCGGGUCACUCAUAAAUCAAGGCACCGUUGUAUAAAGUACAUUGGAAGUUAUGCGAAGCAAGCGGACUCAUAUUCUCAUUUUUACACACACUUGUUAACUA
This is a messenger RNA of Syngnathus typhle (broad-nosed pipefish), 1992 nucleotides long. RefSeq names its product cholinergic receptor, nicotinic, beta 4 (neuronal) (gene chrnb4). The coding region runs from base 172 to 1503 and encodes 443 amino acids. Gene Ontology annotation, biological process: monoatomic ion transmembrane transport; chemical synaptic transmission; regulation of membrane potential. Gene Ontology annotation, cellular component: synapse; postsynaptic membrane; neuron projection. NCBI's taxonomy places the organism in Eukaryota, Metazoa, Chordata, Actinopteri, Syngnathiformes, Syngnathidae. The transcript has 5 exons. Gene Ontology annotation, molecular function: acetylcholine-gated monoatomic cation-selective channel activity; transmembrane signaling receptor activity. The record is from RefSeq and is a predicted model, not a curated record.